CAAGAGUGACAGCAGCUGUUCGGGUCCUGGACGGGAGGUCCGAAUCCGGGUCGGCAGAUAAAGUGGAACCAGAACAGAGGAGUGGACCCGAGUACAGAACUAGUCCAGACCGGGACGGACCGAAUCUCGGCAGAAUCUCUGUUCUGUUGGUCGAGCUAAAUGGCUAGCAGAGACCAAGUGCUAACCGUUACCUAACAGGGAUCGAACCGCUCGGACCCAGAAUCCGGAUUCUUUCCUCAGGGUUUCGCCAGCUAGCAGAAGCUAAGAAGCUAGCUGCCAACUUACCGAGAGUUUGUCCGGAGACGGACUGCACUGACCCGGUUUGAUUCGAGGACAGAGAUCCAGCAUGUUGAUAGUAGUCAGACCUGGAAGCGGUGAUGCCGCGGCCCCCCGGAAAAAGCACCGCAGAAGAGGCAAGAAGCACCGGAGAGUCCAAGCUGAGGAGAACCGGUUUGAUGACCUCUGUGACCUUCAGACUCUCAAUGCUGAGAGCAACCUGCCUGCAACACUGCCACAGAAUCCCAAUCAGAAUGGCAAAUCACAGCCCCUAAAUGGUCCAAGCUCCUCCAUGCUGAUGCUUGGUGAAAUGGCACCUGAAGAUACCCAUAGCACCAUGCCCCCACCCCAAGAAAAACGACCAUAUGCCACAAUGUUAUCACCAGAACCUGCUGCCGUGUCCUGCCAAAGACCCACCUUUUCACCACCUCAGAAUGCCCUUCAAACCUCUCCUCCGCGUCAGAAAACCCUCCAAGUCUCUCCGCCUCCUCUAAAUGCUCCUUUACCAUCUCAGUCAUUUGGAAACACCUUACAAACUAAUGUGCUGCCUUCAGGGACUUACCAGAUUCUCAGGCAGUCUCUUCCAUCUGCCUCCCAAUUUCCUUCCCACUGUCCCACUCAGUCACCGCUAACUGUUUUCACAAAUUCCUCCCACUCUUUUCAUAGAUCUCCUCAAAAUAUUACUCAUAGUCUUUCUGAGAGCCAAAUAGAUUGUUUAUGUAAAGAGAAUAUUUCCUACAAUUCCUCCAUGUCACUGCCAACCGGAGACCAGAUUAUCGCCCACAGCGUCCCUAAAUCUCCUCCACUUUCAGAUACAAUUAUUACCCAGAAUUCUUCUUUGUCACCUCCAUCCGGAGACCAGAUUAUCGCCCCCAACAUCCCUAAAUCUCCUCCACUUUCAGAUACAAUUAUUACCCAGAAUUCUUCUUUGUCACCUCCAACCGGAGACCAGAUUAUCACCCCCAGCGUCCCUAAAUCUCCUCCACUUUCAGAUACAAUUAUUACCCAGAAAUCUUCUUUGUCACCUCCAUCCGGAGACCAGAUUAUCGCCCCCAGUGUCCCUAAAUCUCGUCCACUUUCAGAUACAAUUAUUACCCAGAAUUCUUCUUUGUCACCUCCAACCGGAGUCCACAUUACCGCCCCCAGUGUCCCUAAAUCUCGUCCACUUUCAGAUACAAUUAUUACCCAGAAUUCUUAUUUGUCACCUCCAUCCGGAGACCAGAUUAUCACCUACAGUGUCCCUAAAUCUCCUCCACUUUCAGAUACAAUUAUUACCCAGAAUUCUUAUUUGUCACAUCCAUCCGGAGACCAUAUUAUCACCUACAGUGUCCCUAAAUCUCCUCCACUUUCAGAUACAAUUAUUACCCAGAAUUCUUAUUUGUCACCUCCAUCCGGAGACCAGAUUAUCACCUACAGUGUCCCUAAAUCUCCUCCACUUUCAGAUACAAUUAUUACCCAGAAUUCUUAUUUGUCAUCUCCAUCCGGAGACCAGAUUAUCACCUACAGUGUCCCUAAAUCUCCUCCACUUUCAGAUACAAUUAUUACCCAGAAUUCUUAUUUGUCACCUCCAUCCGGAGACCAGAUUAUCACCUACAGUGUCCCUAAAUCUCCUCCACUUUCAGAUACAAUUAUUACCCAGACUUCUUAUUUGUCACCUCCAUCCGGAGACCAGAUUAUCACCUACAGUGUCCCUAAAUCUCCUCCACUUUCAGAUACAAUUAUUACCCAGACUUCUUAUUUGACACCUCCAUCCGGAGACCAGAUUAUCACCUACAGUGUCCCUAAAUCUCCUCCACUUUCAGAUACAAUUAUUACCCAGAAUUCUUAUUUGUCACCUCCAUCCGGAGACCAGAUUAUCACCUACAGUGUCCCUAAAUCUCCUCCACUUUCAGAUACAAUUAUUACCCAGAAUUCUUCUCAGUCACCAGUACCCUUUUCUCGGCAUCCUGCCAAACCUCAUCCCUCUCCUCCAUUAAGCCCCUCCCACGCUGACCCUUUUCCACUGACCUCCAUAACAUUCACCUCCAGUGCCUCCUCCCACCUCUACAGUCCGCUUUGUACCUCCUCUUUCCUCUGCUCCCCAGACUAUAUGGCCACACCCAUUGCUCCUCCCCUGCCACCAAUGCUGGCGCCUUCUGAUCCUCUAGUGAUCACACCCCCUCUGAAUUUGAGCCCGCCUCCUCCAGAGUUAACCCCACCCCCUGCACACCUAUUGGGCUCUGAUGAUGAGGAGCAGGAAGAUCCGUCAGAUUACUGUAAAGGUGGUUACUACCCAGUCAAGAUUGGAGAUCUGUUUAAUGGGAGGUAUCAUGUGGUCAGGAAGCUAGGCUGGGGACAUUUCUCGACAGUUUGGCUCUGCUGGGACCUGCAGAAGAAGCGUUUUGUGGCACUUAAGGUGGUGAAGAGCGCUCCACAUUACACUGAGACAGCUCUGGACGAGAUCAAGCUGCUGCGAUGUGUCAGGGACAGUGACCCCUCUGACCCCUACAGAGAAACCAUUGUCCAGCUCAUCGACGACUUCAAGAUCUCUGGAGUCAACGGAGUUCAUGUCUGUAUGGUUCUGGAGGUUUUAGGUCAUCAGCUGUUGAAGUGGAUCAUCAAAUCCAAUUACAUGGGACUUCCACUGGUCUGUGUCAAAGCCGUUAUCAGACAGGUCCUGCAGGGACUAGACUACCUCCACACCAAGUGUAAGAUCAUCCACACCGACAUCAAACCGGAGAACAUCCUAUUGGCUGUGGAUGAGGUUUACAUCAGGAGACUGGCGGCUGAGGCAACCGUCUGGCAACGAGCAGGAGCCCCACCCCCUUCCGGGUCAUCAGUUAGCACAGCUCCCAGGGAUCUGCAGGUUGGUAAACUGUCUAAAAACAAAAAGAAGAAGCUGAAGAGAAAAGCAAAGCGUCAGCAAAGACUCUUAGACGAGCGACUGGUUGAUAUUCAGAAGAUGGAGGAGGAAGAUGUCCAGUUACAUCCGGACGAAACAGACAACUACUGCUCCAUGGUUGUCAACGGUAACACUUUGUGCCCCACAGCCAAUAGCAAAGCGAGCUCAGAGUCCAGCUCAUCCUGGUUAGAUGAGAGGUGUAACAGCCACGCCCAGGGCCGCUUCUCCAGCCCUGCCUCAGGCCUGUCUGGACUUUCUGGCUCCGUAAUGUCGGCGACGUCAGAGUCGGCACUUUCAACACAGUCAGGAUACUCGAGCGGGCAAGACGUUUUCAGCGCGUCAUACUUCCUCCUCAGUCCACUGGACCCUCGUAACGCUGACAAGCUGCGAGUGAAAAUUGCUGAUCUGGGCAAUGCAUGCUGGGUGCACAAACAUUUCACAGAGGACAUUCAGACCCGACAGUACCGAGCUCUGGAGGUUCUGAUUGGAGCAGAGUACGGUCCACCCGCGGACAUCUGGAGCACCGCCUGCAUGGCGUUUGAGCUAGCGACAGGAGACUACCUGUUUGAGCCGCACUCAGGAGAAGACUACACCAGAGAUGAAGAUCACAUCGCGCAUAUCAUCGAGCUGCUGGGACCGAUUCCUUUACCCUUCGCCUUCUCUGGCAGGUACUCCAGAGAGUACUUCACCAGGAGAGGUGAUCUGCGUCACAUCUCCAGCCUGAAGCCGUGGGGUCUGUUCGAGGUCCUCCUGGAGAAGUACGAGUGGCCGUUGGAUCAGGCCGCGCAGUUCAGCGACUUCCUGUUAACCAUGUUGGAGCUGCAGCCAGAGCGACGUGCCACCGCUGCUCAGUGUCUGCAGCACCCCUGGCUGUGCACGGACACAUGAACACACACACACACACAGGUGGAGGGGUUUUAGAAGUCUGUCUCAUGUUUGAAAUGUCAUCGUUCCCAAAGUCGAGUUUGAAGAUUUACACAUAAAAUCCCAGCGAGCGCCGUCGACCUGCUCGCCCCCACAGGCGCUGCUGGCUGUGUACUUUUUGAACUGGUGGGGGGGUGGUGGUGGUGGGGGGUGUAAACUGGCAGCACUGUGAUUGGUCCAUUGUCUUCUGUGUGACAUCACGUUACCGCAGACUAGCUGAGUCCUGUCAGCGGCACCGGGAGCUCGUGUUUCCCGAUGCUGUGAUUUCAUUUGCACACAUCAGUCACCUGCCAACUGCCACUCCCGCUACAUCGCAGGUUUUCCCGCACAGGCUGACCUUUGACCUCUCAUCAGCAUCCACUGCUCUUGGAUCAGAGUGACCAGACUUUGGUUUUUGUGUUGUUUGUAUUAACUGAUGUUUUUAAUUUCCCACUUUAUGUUCUUAUCUCAUUUAUUUUUAAAGGGCAGUUUUUGAGUUUUGCCUUGAAAGUCAAUUUCUUUGAUCUUCUCUAUAAAUCUUUGUGUAAAUGUUUGGGGGGGGGGUGUGCGCGUUUUCCCUGUUUUUGUGGCACACUGACUUCUAAGACUCCUGAACCCGCCGCUGACUCAUUUCCGUCUCGCUGUUGAUCUGUGUUUGCUGAGUUGGGAUGCUCUGAAGUUCACAAACAUU
Molecule: messenger RNA, 4751 nt
Organism: Thalassophryne amazonica
Lineage: Eukaryota; Metazoa; Chordata; Actinopteri; Batrachoidiformes; Batrachoididae
Gene: srpk3
Product: SRSF protein kinase 3
Exons: 18
Coding region: 347-4045 (1232 amino acids)
Biological process (GO): regulation of mRNA processing; protein phosphorylation; spliceosomal complex assembly
Molecular function (GO): ATP binding; protein kinase activity
Source: RefSeq, a predicted model, not a curated record